CUAUAGGUCUAUAGUAACGACGCUGCGGAAUGAAAGCAGUGGGAAUUGAAACUAUGGCUGCCACUCUGUCUCUUACUCAGCUUUCCAGUGGAAAUCCUGUCUAUGACAAAUACUACCGGCAGGUUGACCCGGCUGGCAGCGGGCGUGUGGCAGCAGCCGAUGCUGCUCUGUUCCUAAAGAGGUCUGGCCUGGCUGACCUGGUCCUCGGGAAGGUAUGGGACCUGGCAGACUCCGAACGUAAAGGGUGCCUGAACAAACAGCAAUUCUUUAUUGCCUUGCGGUUGGUGGCCUGUGCCCAGAAUGGCCUGGAGGUGGCGCUCAAGAGCCUUCACCUGGCCGUUCCUCCACCCAAAUUUAAUGACACGAGCAGUCCUCAGUUGACCGGCGGGGGGGCCAUGGAUAUUCCCUGGUUUGUCAAGGCAGAGGAGAAGAUGAAGUUCGACACUAUCUUUGACAGCCUGUUCCCUGUGGGAGGGUACCUCACGGGGGACAAGGUCAAGCCGGUCCUCCUCAACUCCAAGCUCCCCGUGGACGUCCUGGGCAGGGUUUGGGAGCUCAGUGACAUUGACAGGGAUGGAAUGCUGGAGAGAGAUGAAUUUGCUGUGGCCAUGUAUCUGGUGUACAGAGCCCUGGAGGGGGAGCCCGUGCCCAUGUCCCUCCCGCCCCCGCUGGUGCCCCCCUCCAAGAGGAAAAAACCCACGGUGCCCUCGGGGAUGCCCCUGCUGCCGUCGCCGCCCUCCACCAAAGACGCCCGCUCCGCCCACUCGGGGGCCAAGAGCGCCCACCACGCCCCCAAGCCGGCCCCCGCCCCGGCCCCGGCCCCCGCCCCGGCCCCCGCUCCCGCCCCGGCCCCCACGUCGUCCCCCACGCCGGCCGCCGCCCCCUGGGUGGUCUCCCCUGCAGACAAGGCCAAGUACGACGAGCUGUUCAGCAAGACGGACGGAGACAUGGACGGCCUGGUGUCCGGACCCGAGGUCCGAGACAUCUUCCUGAAGACGGGCCUGCCCUCGGCGACGCUCGCUCGCAUCUGGGAGUUGUGUGACAUUGGAGACCUAGGGAAGCUCACCAGGGAACAGUUUGCCUUGGCGCUCCAUCUCAUCAACCAGAGGCUCACCAAAGGCCUGGAGCCCCCCCAGACCCUGUCGGCUGAGAUGAUCCCUCCCUCAGACCGACUCAGCAUCAAGCAGCAGAAUAUGGCAAAUCUUGCAGCGGACUUCUCUGCCAUCAAGGAGUUGGACUCCCUCAGUAACGAGAUAGUGGAUCUACAACGGGAGAAGAGUGGCGUGGAGCAGGAGAUCAAGGAGAAGGAGGAGACCAUCCAGCAGCGCACCAGUGAAGUCCAGGAGCUGCAGGACGUGGUGUCCAGGGAGAGCCUGACUCUGCAGCAGCUGCACGCUGAGCGCCAGAGGAUCCAGGAGGCGGUGGACGAGCUGGACCUGGAGAAGAGCUCCCUGGAGGGCCAGCUCUCCCACAUCCGCCAGCAGACCAGCCAAGAGAGCCAGCUGAUCACCUCCCUGCAGUCGGAGCACGAGGAGCAGGAGAUCACCAUAGGCCAGUACGAGGAGGCGCUGGUGCAGGCGCGCGAAGAGCUCCUCAAGCUGCAGGAGGAGACCCGGCUGCUGGAGGAGAAGGUGCAGGGGGCGCGGGAGCAGCUCACGCCCCUGCAGGAGUCGGUCCGGGACUCCUUCAAGCAGGUCACACAGGUGCAGCAGAAGCUGACGGAGCUAAAGGUGGAAGACAGGUCGGUGACGGCGCAGCUCAGCUGGAAGCGAGCCCUGGAGGACAGCUCUCCCGUCCUGGUCAACGGGUCGACGGGCCCCACGGAGGAGCUGCACCGUGGGGACCUCUACCUCGAUGAGGACCACCCCUUCCACGAGCUCAAGGAGGAAGAGGACGAAGAGGAGGAGGAGGAGGAGGAGUUCAGCCCCGCCAGAAGCCAUCCCAUGAAGGAGCAGGGGGAAGAAGAACAGUCUGAGGACGAGGAGGAGGAGGAGGAGGAGAAGGUUGAUGAAGGGACGGAGAAGACGGAGAGCGAGAGGCUGCAGUCUCCGGAAGAGAAGAAGGCAAGGCAGGAUCCCUUGGAUGACCUGUUCAGCAGCCUGGCUUCUGGAGACCUCUACAGCAGCCUGGGCACUUUCACUAAGCCCCAGGAAAAUAACAUUAUGAUGGAGAAUAGAAACGGUACAUCCACGGUGGAAUCGUCCCAAGAAGUGACGGACGAAAUGGAGGAGUCCCCUACAGCCACACCAAAGUUGGACUCCCCAGUACCAGAGACCGCAGAGGAGGCGGUGGAGUCCCCGGAGCGCAGCUCAACCUCCCCAGCACAGAACCUCCCAGCCCAGGCCGGCCAGCAGCCCGGCCUCCAGGGUCCUCCUGAGCUUGGCUUCUUCCAGUCGGACCCCUUCACAGACCACGAUCCCUUCAAGGACGACCUGUUUGGAAAGGCAGACGUGUUGGAUCCGUUCGGGGAGGACCCGUUCAAGGGCAGCGACCCGUUCGCCGCCGACGCCUUCUUCGCCCAGCCCGGCGAGGACCCCUUCGCCGGCAGCGGGGCGGGGCCGGCGGAGCCCGACCCGUUCGGCGCCUCGCUGAACAACGCUGCGGGUGCGCCGGCGACCGCGCCCGACCCGUUCGCCACCAACCUCAGCGGCGCCAGCACGUCUAACGAUCUGUUCGGCACGGCCGCCGCCGCCGCCGCCGCCGCCACCGGCAGCGUGGAUCUGUUUGGGUCCCAAGGCAACGGCCACGCGGAUCCGUUCAGCUCCUCUCAGCCUGCCGUCGAGUUGCCCGUGAAGAACGCCACGCCCACCAACGAUCCCUUCGCCCCUGGUGGUACAGCAGUGAGUGGCUCCGGCUCGGACCCAGAUCCAUUCGCCGCAGUGUUUGGGAACGAAUCCUUUGGUGGGGGUUUUGCUGAUUUUAGCGCCUUGGCAAAGUCCAACGGUGCAGAUGCGUUCGGUACCAACAACAAGAACAUCUUCCAGGACGACACUGCGCCGACGAACUCGGACGUGCCCCCUGCACUGCCCCCCAAGACGGGCACGCCCACCAGACCUCCCCCUCCUCCUCCAGGUAAACGAUCGUCCAUCUCGCGGACCGAGUCCUCGGACUCCUUCCAGCGCCGAGGGCACUUCCACCCCCAGGGCUCCGGGGAGUUCUCCACCACCACCACCACCACCACCUCCUCCAGCUCCUCCUCCUCCCUCCCUGCUAAAGACCCCCCGGCGGACCCCUUCGCCCCGUCUUCCCCCCAUCGACACGCGGCGCGCGAACCCGAGCGCUUCGCCAGCUUUGACAAACAGUACCCGACGGAGGACGACAUGAUCGAGUGGGCCAAGCGAGAGAGCGAGCGGGAGGAGAAGGCACGGCUCGCACGCCUCACCCAGCAGGAGCAAGAGGAUCUGGAGCUGGCCAUCGCCCUCAGCAAGUCUGAACUCUCCUGAGGAGUAGGGGGGCCCGCCUCCUCCUUAAAGCCCCCCUCCCUCCCUCCCUCCUCUUCCUCCUCUUCCUCCUCCUCCCCUGGCCUGGAACGGCAAAGCUCUGAGUAGCAUGGCGUGCACCGCAGCCGGGAAGGGGGGGACGCGGACGGUGACGCUGCCCCCAUGAAGAGAUUGUUCUCACCGUUCCAAACUUGGGUUUGGGAGCGGUGUUGUUGUUUUUUUGUUUUGUUGGUCUUCCGUCAGAAAUCGUUCUACGUGUUCGCCGUCAUGUCGUGUCCUGGUAUGGCUGAGGUCUGGCUGCUGAUUGGGCGGGAGGGAGGGAGGGGGGGGGGGCGGGAUGGCGGGACGCGUCAGAUUAUAUGAGGAGGCGGACGGGUCGACCUGCAGCCAGCGAGCGAUGGUCUCGGUGUGUCCAGAUCUCGGAAGCAUUUUGACGGUUCUCGUUGAAAAACAGAAAACCCUUUCACCACCACGUUCGUUCAAGAGUGACUGUUCAGAUUUUUGUAUUUUUUUUUAUUACCAGCCGGUCAACAACGCUCAUUGUAAUUUAUACAAGCAAACCAAUACUACAUUACUACAUCUCCCUACGUGGCCUCUUGUACUUGAAUGCCCCUUUCUACAAAUCGAAAUAGCAUUAAAAGCUUGCUCUGCCAGUGUUUGAAUGUCUGUUUAUACAUACUAGUGUUACACAUAUUGGCAUGUGGGUUAAAUGUAAACAAUACUACAUGACUGGCCUUAGAUUUACUUUUCCCACUGCACUCUGGGCACAUAACAUUAGUCUGCUUCUCAGCCCUUGUUUAUCGCUAAUAGCCCAUUUCAGAACAACUUGAACUGCUUCAUAUAUUUGAAAUCACUCUCAUACUUAUACAUUUCAGUUAGAACUCGAACUUUUUUCUUUUUUUUUUUCAAAUACCAACUGAGAACGAAUGAAAUGUUUUGUAUUAGUGUGUAACGCACAAACACCACAACACCCUCAGACUGUUGCGGAGUGUCUCCUCAAACCAUAAUCCUAAUUUUGUUUAAAGAAAUAUAUAUAAAACCCAAUUAAGGAAAUCGAAUGAAUUUAUGUGCUUACCAAUGCUUUGCAACAAAUAUAUGAAUGUUGAAACAGCGCUACCAGCUCCCCAUUUGCUCCUCCACUUGUGGUGUAACUUGUGUCUGCACCGUACGCUUCUCUCAGAUUCUGAAUUCAACGGGAAGGAGAAUAUGAAGGAAAUAUUAAUUCAGGGUCCCAACAAAAAACGCAACAACCCUCAAUAGUAAUGUGUUUCUUCUGUUAGCCCCUAAUUUCCAUGUCAAUUGACACGAUUUGCUUGGACGGUUGGCAUGUGGGUCAUUUGUUAUUGAGUCAGUACCCCCGUUUCUCCACAGGGUGUCGCACCCUUCAGAGGAGACCAGCGGGGAGCUGACAACCCAGGCUGACGUUGUUGUUGCUGCUGCUGCUUAUAUUGGCAUUUGUAUAGAACCUUUUUUUUUUUUCGUGGAUUUUUUGUUUUUUUGUGAUACUGCGGUGCAUUUCAAAGUCUUAUGUGAAUGAAGAGAUUAUUAUUGUUUCUUUUCUAUAUUGUACAAAGGCCUGUCAACCCAUUGUCCCACGAUCUCUAUCUCUCUCUCUCUGGGAUUUAACUUGCAGAACGUUUUGUGUUGCACAAGAGCAGUGGGAAGGGCUUUGAAAGAGGCUCCUAUUGCACGGUAACUACAAGCUCCUUCAUCCUGAAUCAGUGAGUCGUAACUCUUAGUGAUUGAUUUUUUUAUUGUUUUUUUUAGAGUCAAAUAAGAUCUAAACAAAUUAGUUUAGUUCAUAGACGUUGCUGAAGUAAAAUGUGAUCCUUUUUCUUCAUAAGGGAAAAACUGAUUUAAACCGGUGGACGUUACCCUCUGAAACAGCUUAUUUUCUGACCAAACAAUGCACAUCCUUUGUCAGACACUAAUACCAAUCUUAACUUUCAGAUUUUGUUGAGCAAUGUGUAAAAUUGGCACUUAAAUGAUGCGGUGGUCAGCGUGGUCAUAGCGUUCUAUGUUAAGGUCAGUUAUUCAUACAAAUUCCAUUAGUAUUGUAAAUAAUAACACCAUGUGGUAGUCAGUGAGAAAUGACAUGCACACAUUUGUGUGAUUAAACACAACUCACUUGUAAUUAAAGGUAACAGGACCCUGUUGUGUCAUAUGUAUAGAAUGCUAUAUUUACAAACCAAAAACCACUUAUAUUUCUAAGCUUGCAAUAGAGGCUUUUUAAAUGUAAAAAAUAAUUUUGUAACACGUGAGAUUAAUCAUUAUCCAAAGGCUUGAUCAUAAUAUGUUAUGCAUUAAUCUCAAAAUAAAAUAAAAUGAAUGUGUAA
Gadus morhua (Atlantic cod) is the source of this 5776-nucleotide messenger RNA. RefSeq names its product epidermal growth factor receptor pathway substrate 15 (gene eps15). The coding region runs from base 30 to 3443 and encodes 1137 amino acids. Gene Ontology annotation, cellular component: plasma membrane; clathrin coat of coated pit; cytoplasm. NCBI's taxonomy places the organism in Eukaryota, Metazoa, Chordata, Actinopteri, Gadiformes, Gadidae. The record is from RefSeq and is a predicted model, not a curated record. Gene Ontology annotation, biological process: endocytosis; endosomal transport. Gene Ontology annotation, molecular function: calcium ion binding; cadherin binding. The transcript has 25 exons.